Pararge aegeria (speckled wood butterfly) is the source of this 6379-nucleotide messenger RNA. RefSeq lists its product as uncharacterized. Gene Ontology annotation, biological process: protein phosphorylation; intracellular signal transduction; microtubule cytoskeleton organization. The record is from RefSeq and is a predicted model, not a curated record. The coding region runs from base 146 to 4840 and encodes 1564 amino acids. Lineage: Eukaryota; Metazoa; Arthropoda; Insecta; Lepidoptera; Nymphalidae. The transcript is spliced from 22 exons. Gene Ontology annotation, molecular function: protein serine/threonine kinase activity; ATP binding; tau-protein kinase activity. Gene Ontology annotation, cellular component: cytoplasm.
AAUGUCAAACGCCGCAGCUGUACUUCCCGAGCGGAAUGACGUGAGCGCCGCUAGCGCCGCCGCGCCCGCUCGCCGAACUAAGCGCAGUAACCUGAAAUCCGUCGGGGAGUACGCGUCGCGGUAGACGUCCGCGCGUUUGUCUACAAUGGCUAGCAACAUCAAGCCGAUGCACAAAACGAAACACUUCCCGAUAGACCAGCUAGUGUGCGUCGGCAACUAUGAGCUGGAAAAGACAAUCGGAACGGGCAACUUCGCAGUAGUAAAGCUAGCGACACAUGUUAUUACUAAGAGUAAGGUAGCCAUUAAGAUAAUAGACAAAUCGCGCCUGGACGAGGACAACCUCAAGAAGACGUUCCGCGAGAUCGCAAUCAUGAAGCGUCUGCGGCACCCGCACAUCGUGCGACUGUACCAGGUGAUGGAGAGCAGCCACACGUUGUACCUGGUGACGGAGUACGCGCCCAGCGGGGAGAUAUUCGACCACCUGGUGGCGGCCGGGCGCAUGGCGGAGGCGGCGGCGGCGCGGGCCUUCUCGCAGAUGGUGGCGGCGGUGGGUUACUGCCACGCCAGCGGCGUGGUGCACCGCGACCUCAAGGCCGAGAACCUGCUGCUCGACCGCGACAUGAACAUCAAGCUCGCGGACUUCGGGUUCAGCAACGAGUACACGGCCGGCUCGCCGCUGUCCACGUGGUGCGGCAGCCCGCCCUACGCCGCGCCCGAGCUGUUCGAGGGCCGCCAGUACGACGGGCCCAAGGCCGACAUAUGGUCGCUGGGGGUGGUGCUGUACGUGCUGGUGUGCGGCGCGCUGCCCUUCGACGGCUCCACGCUCAGCGAGUUGCGCGCCACCGUGCUGGCCGGCAAGUUCCGCAUCCCCUACUUCAUGUCGCAAGAAUGCGAGCAGCUCAUACGGCACAUGCUGGUGGUGGAGCCGGAGCGGCGGCUGUCGCUGCGCGGCGUGGCGCGGCACCGCUGGCUGCAGGCGCACCAGCCGGGGCCCGGGCCCGGGCGCUACGACGCGUCGCAGGGCGCGUGCGCCUGCCACCCGGCCGGCGCGCCCGCCGCCGCCGCCGGCGCGCGCCACGACGCCGUGCUGGCGCGCAUGCUGGCGCUGCCCGGCCUCUCGCACCACCACAUACAGCAGUCGGUGCAGGAGGAGCGCUUCGACCACAUCUCCGCGAUAUACCACCUGCUGAUGGACAAGCUGCAGCAGAAAGACAACGCGGACAUGGACAGAGAUUCGCUAGAUUCCACAACGGGGCGACCCCUCGAUCUCACUAGUUGUAAGAGCAGUGACGAGGAGCAAAUGGAAGCGGAAGAAAGCGGUUGCGAAGGGCUGCAGGUGGCCGGCUACCUCACCGGCGUGCACUCUGCGGACAGCUUUGAGAAGUUCGGCGAGUCGGCGCCGGCGAGCGAGGAGGCGGGCGCGCCGCAGUCGCCGCCGUCGCCGCACGCCACGCGCCGCCACACCGUGGGCCCGGGCGACUGCCGCCACGCGCAGGCGGGAGACUUGUCUGCACGCACGGUACCACUCUGUGCGUCGGCGCACUUUAACGCGGGCGUGGCGCUGCUGCCCAACACCAACCUGGCCGCCAAGCUGCCCGCCGUGCAGCACCAGCCGCCGCGCUACUGCAGCGUCAAGCACCACCUGCUGAAGCCGCCCCAAGCCAUGCAGGCGCACGGCUCGCCGUGGGGGCGGCGCGCGUCGGACGGCGGCGCGCACGUGCGGCGCUCCGAGCCCGCGUGCUGCGGCGCCGCGCCCGCGCACCACGUGUCGGACAGCGGGCCGCCGCGAGCGCCCGGCGAGCCAGCCGACGAGCCGCCCAGCGACGCCAGCUACAACUCCAACCUGUGCCGGUACAUGCUGACCCGCGGCAGCAGCAAGCGGCACACCAUGGCCACGCCCGAGGACGCGGCCGGCGUGUCCGUGUGCGCGCCCGCCGCCAUGGCUAGCAGCAACCCUUCGUCGACGGCCAACCUGCGCGUGCGCAGGACCGGCCUGCUGACCGUCACGGAGCGGCCGCCAGUCAUAAGCCCAGAACUCGUAAUGGAGGUCGAGGCGCGGAUGAACCGGAACUACCUACCGCCGUCCAUUCAGGGGGGAUACUCCUACCCCGGCCAGGCGGGCUACCAGAGCCCCCCGCCUUGCAGCCAGCCGCCGACCAGCCAGGGGUCCAUCACGGCGGGGACCCCCAGUUAUACCAAAAAUUGUAUGAAGCCCGUCCUGGAAACGAUUCUCCAGGGGAGCAUUAUGGGAGCCGCGUCGCAGGCGGCCUCCCCGUACACUCCUGCCGUGUCCCAAUAUUCCCCCACGCAUGGAACGGUCGCGUCCCAGACCGGGUCCAUUGUCAGUGGGACCCCUAUUUCCCAUCAAGCGGGGAUCCCGGAUCAAGCCUUUUCCGAUAGUAUUAACGCACAAAAUUCUGCGUCGAUCGUAUCUGGUACCCCGAUACCCGCUCAAAGUUAUCAGAAACAAGGUUCCAUUAUGAGCGGAACUCCUAUGCAGAGUCAGUCAAUCCCACCCAAUAUCUUACAAGGCCAAGGGCCUACGUCGUCGGCUAUAUUCCAGACGCAAGGGUCCAUCGUAUCCGGAACCCCGAUGCAAAACCAAGGAUCGAUUUCGAGCGGUUCUCCCGUACAAAUUCCAGGAUCAGCUAUGCAAAAUCAAGGGUCAAUAUUGACCGGAAUGUCUAUUCAGAAUCAGGGAUCAUUUCUGAGCGGUACUCUCAUCCAAAGCCAGGGGUCGAUUUUGACCGGUAUUCCCGUUCAGAACCAAAAUUUCAAUUCGAACCAAGGGUCCAUAAUCUCCGGAAGAUCCAUUCCCACCCAAGGCUCCAUCGUCUCCGGCACUCCCAUGACCGUGGACGCCAAGAGCUUCGCCAAGUUCGGCGUGUACUCGCCGAGCGGCGCGGCGAGCGGCGCGGCGGGCGGCGCGGCGAGCGGGCCGGGCGCGCAGCCCGCGCGCGCGCGCAAGUUCGCGGGCGCGCAGCGAGGCAAGUUGCCCGCGCUGGCCACGGUGCAGGAGAUGGCGCGCGAGCACGCGGAGCGCUACUCGCCCGUGCGGCGCGCGGAGCUGAGCCCGCCGCGCGCCGCGCACGACCUGGCGUCCGCGCGCCUCGAGUACCAGCAGCUGCAGCGCGGCCUGGAGCGGCGCGGCGCCAGUCUGCCGGGCGCCGCGUCCCCGCCGCACCCCGCGCACACGCCCGCCGCCUCCGUACCAGGUUCUCCUAUACACGCUCCUGCACUCGACCUCGCCGCAGCAGACCCCGCCGCGCAGGACCUGUCACUAAAACUGGGUAUCAACUUGAACAACCUGUACACAUCCCACCUGUCGCAAGAAGUGCUCAAGUCCCUCCACUCGUACGGCAGCUUCGGCUUGCUGUCCGGGCACACCUCGCCCGCCAGCCCGGGCUCGCCGCUGCACCAGAUCACCGAAGGGCUCAGCUACCUUCACACCGGCUCCAUCACCAGGGGCACGCCGCAAGCCAACGCGACGCCCUUAGACUUGCGGAGCAAUGUGGACAUGGACACCAACUAUCCUCAGUUGCACCCCAUGGUGCACCCACAGAUCCACGUGGUAGCGCACAGGUCCCUCAACAACUCGCCCAUAUCCAACCCCGGCUCUCCCCUAGACAUGAUCCAGGAGGAAAUCGGGAACGGAUCGCACAACGGAGGAACGAAAUUCCCCGAUCGGACCUUCCAGGCUUAUCCGUCGACCCAUCCACAGAUCAGUCUGACAGAUUGUCUAGGUUCCGAAAUCACAUUAGUCGCAUCGUCCUCUGAGGAUAGUGUAGAUAGUUUAGAGAACUCCAAGUAUCCUCUACCCCAAUUCGUCAUAUCGGAACCUUCGGAUCUGGACGAUCGGCCCUCCAUCACCAAGGGCAUCGGCCGGAAGGUCAGCCAGGAAACCGAGCUCGUGGAACACAGACACGUGGAGUUGGUGGACAAGGACACGGAAAUGCCGUCGCCUAAAGAAAGCGUCGACGAAACUAGCAAAUAUUUAACUGAAGAACUGGCGAGGCGGGGAAGUGACAAAUCUUUAGGUUUCAGUGAUGACUCGUUAAGUAACGACUCCGCCAAUGUGUCUCCAAACUGCGAACAAAAUAUACAGUCUAUUUACUCCAACAUAGUAUCUGUUAGUUCAGGAUUUAGCGAAAAUAGAGGAAGCUUCUCGGAAAACAGAGAGUCAUUUUCCUUUUCUGACCGCGGGAGCUUUUCUGAAAGAGGCGAUUUCGGGAGAUCUUCGUUUUCCGAAAGGAGUGAUUUCGGAAGAAGCAGUUUUUCAGAGAAAGGAGAAACUCCGCGAUCGUCGAUCUCCGCCCAGGGGAUUUUAGGUGAAGUGAAAGAAUAUUACGAGGACGUGUAUAUGCCGCGGGAUAAAUUAGAGCCGUGCGGCGAGGAAAGUCGUGAAAUAGACCAACUGCAGAGAUCGACCAUGGAUCUGAGGCUCACCGAGAUCUGCAGGCCCGAGGAGCAAAAGAUCCCGAUAUUACUGAGCCCUCAGAAAGUUUCCUGCGUCCAAGAGUACUACGAGGUGGCGCUGUCCACUGUAUGCUCUCAGUUGGACUCCCAUAGAAUAAUGGAGCUGUUAAAAGAAACCAUAAACACCAGGGUUCCGCCGCAGAACAUCUUUGUAGAAACGGGGGAUCAGAUGGGGAAGCACGAUGACUCCGAGGCGCUGACAGGGUUCUUGAAUCUGGAAUAUUCUGGCGGGAUUCAAAUAGAGUUGGUCGUGUGCGAAAACAAAGCCAAGGAGAAAAAGGGGCUGAAAAUGAGACGAAUAUCGGGCGACCAGCGCGAGUACGGCAAGCUGUGCCAGCAGCUCAUCACCAGCCUCACGGUGUAGCCGCGCCCGGCCAGAGAACCGCUCCAAGUGGAGUUCGAUGCAGUGAAUCGAACAAUGAACUUACCUCUGCAAAAUGUAACGCCCGUCCAGCACACGAGUGGCUGGCCCUGGAAGACAAGUAUCCUAGCCGCGAAGGCGUUUCCAAACGAAGCCUGACCAAGUAGUUUUAUAAGUUUCUGCCAACGAUAUAUUUGACUAUUCGACUCGUGCGUAUAUCAACCUUAAAUCGAUCGAAGACAUUUUAGUUUUCACAAUGUUCUCUUCGAGCGAUGUUUUUCAAAGAUAACUUAUUCCUUUCUGGAAGCAUUUAUAAAAGUGUGUUUUCCGAUUUCCAUUACGGAUUGUACGUUACUGAGUGAACAAAUAAUUUGAUCGUGUGAUAGAAACUGAUUUCGUGUACAAAGAAAUUUCUAUUUAGGUAGGAUAAAAUCUUAAUCCAUUUUAGACUCUAUGUUAGCAUCUUUCGGUCCAAGUUAGAUUGGGAGUUGGCUAUAUAUUUGUAUAUAGUUCGAAUGCUUAUAUUUUGUAAUUGAGAAAGUUUCCAUUUUUUGUGUCAGUAAUUCUGACAGUUAUAGAAAUAUUGCAAUACCCUAAAAAAGAUAGAGAUCAAAUGAAAAAUAGUUUACUUUAUUAUUUUUACUGUGGCCAAGCAUUCCGCCAUAUUGGCAGUGCAGAGCUGAAAUGGAAACUUGUCGAGACUGCUGCUACCAAGCUAUGAGCAAUAGAAGAAGGGAGACGUUAUGACUUCAAGUUGUUACAUAUUUGUAUAUUAUGUUGAUAAAAAUGUAUUGAAUUUAUUUAUUCCAAAAUAUAUUGUUUUAAAGUAAAUAUUCCAUUUUAGGGGUAAUUUAAAUAUAAAUUCGUGUAAAUAUUUUAAUUUUAAGCCCAGACUAGGUUAUAUUUUAAUUAUGACGAAUUAAAUAUCUAUACAAACACGUCAAGCCUCACAAUUACGAUUUCAAAAAUCGCGAUUAUUUUGGUGUAUCGUGUAAAGGGUACCUCACAAUGCGAUUGCACACCUCAUAGGCGUAGUGUUUUGAAGUAUCAAAACAUUUUAACGUUAGAGUAAAGUGGACCUAGUGCCGCUUGUUUUAAAGUAGUACAUUCCGAUCCGCUAACUUUGGUGUGACAAUAUUUUCUAGGGGCGCUGGCUAUAUACGUUGGUACUUUAUACUUUAUACGCUAUGGCCAGCGAGAUUAGUGAAACGUUUCGAUGCGGGGACACCAUUAUAGCUUGUGAGUUGUGCAAUCUUGUGCUUAAGGGUACAGCUAUCAAACGUUGUAAAGAGUAUGUGUGAAAUGUGUACCAAGUCCCAUAUGAGAAGUAAACAAAGGAAAUAUAUUUAAAAUAUAUGUGUUUUGAUCAGUCGCUCGUACACCGAUGUACUAGGUACGUGCGACAAGGUGAGGGCUUGGUACCCAACACGCAGGUACGCGUAGGGUACACCUUUGCCAUAAGUGUAGUUAGAGCCAUGUUAUUGAAGAUUUAAAUAUCUUGUAAAUAAUAUUUUAAUAAACAAUUCCGAUUCCAUAAUGUUA